Messenger RNA from Fusarium oxysporum Fo47, 1599 nucleotides. Its product is annotated as galactosyl transferase GMA12/MNN10 family-domain-containing protein. The transcript has a single exon. Gene Ontology annotation, cellular component: Golgi membrane. Bases 476 to 1573 code for a protein of 365 amino acids. NCBI's taxonomy places the organism in Eukaryota, Fungi, Ascomycota, Sordariomycetes, Hypocreales, Nectriaceae. The record is from RefSeq and is a predicted model, not a curated record. Gene Ontology annotation, molecular function: glycosyltransferase activity. Gene Ontology annotation, biological process: protein N-linked glycosylation.
CGUGUCAAGAGACUACUUGCCGUAUUUGUACUAAUGCGUGUCUUAAGUGACAGUUUCGUCUUAAUUUUAUCUCCACGCUAGCCCUCGAUAUCCGGGCUACAGGGCUAGCCAACAUCACUGCCACCACGAUUAUGUCACCGCGGAAAUGAGGCGCGUGAUUCUUAUUGGAUAUCUGCACUAACAUGGAACUUCACUUUGUCCCAUGAUGAACCGACGUAAUGAAGUGCGGAGGGCUUCCCCAAAUGGCAAUCCCUGUACGUUAAAAAUAUGCUUGGAAAUAGGAUUGGAACUAGGCAUCAUUUGGGUUUGUUACGGCAGAUGCCGAGCUAUCGUCACGACUUCUCAAUGAAGUCUUCUCAAUGGCCAAGUCAUGGGGCCCCUUUGCGAGCUCUCUCGCAUUUCCUAGAACCACAGUACCAUCAAUAUAAGUAGUCAGAUCUUGCUGACGAACCAGAAUGGCAAAUCAACAAUCACCAUGCUUCAACUCAAGCGACUACCAUGGUCAACAGCAGCCGUUGCUUUAAAAGCAGUCAUUGUUCUCUUUGGCAUCCUCCUUUGCUACCAAGCCUACACAUUCUACGGUGAAUGGAGCUGGCCGAAAUCUUUUACUUAUGGCACCACGCAAGAUCCUGUUUCUCUUGUUCACCCUCAUGGUGGAAACCAAUGUUUACCCUCGCUGAACUCCUCCCUUCUACUAGAAGCAAAGACGAUACGGAAUGCAUGCCGGCAUAUGUCUCCAUACCCAUCCUCAGACGUACGAAUCGGAAGAGUCACUGCACACUUUGGCUCGGUUCAGGAACACUACCAGAAGGCGCUGCGUACGCAUGUACUGCAUAGCAUGAUCCAUGACAACGACCUGGAGGUAAUGUGUACUCCAGUUGUUGAUUCGCUCUGGAACAAACCUGCCUUCAUCCUGUCCCUCCUCUUGGACGAGAUGGUGAAACCUGCCCAGGAACGGUUGGAAUGGCUAUUCUGGGUGGACCGCGACACCUUGAUUCUCGAUCAGUGUCGCCCUUUAUCGAGCUUUCUUUCGCCUCACGACGUUGAUGAGUCUGAUGAAACCGAAGACACAGACGACUCAGAGCCCGAGCGAAGCAACGAGACGAAGCACGAUGACAUACAUCUCUUAGUAACGAACGACUGGAACGGCCUUAACAAUGGCGUUUUCUUCGUCCGGGUUAACCAGUGGGCAAUCGAGCUGUUCAGCGACAUCGCUGCAUUUCGAUACUACAGACCCAACGUUUCGCUUCCAUUCACUGAGCAAAGCGCCAUGGAGAUCAUUAUGAAUGAACCAAAGUUCAAAUCAAACGUUCAAGUUAUUCCUCAAGAAUGGUUCAACACUUAUCCUAAAGGGUCGCCCACAGACUUCGUUGAGAAGGCGGACGAAGAUGGCUUGGAGGACUAUCAUGCGAGACGAGGCGACUUCCUACUACAUUUUGCAGGUCGUGGUGGAAGGGAUAAGUUGAUCAAUGAGUGGACCGAGAUGUUGGAGGGUACCAGAAGUAUAUGGUCGAAAGAGGAGGUUCAAAGGAAUGCGACGACAAGCAUUCGGGGGUUUUGGUCCGGGCUCUGAACCAUCGAGCUGAGAGGCGAUCUGGA